Pseudomassariella vexata is the source of this 588-nucleotide messenger RNA. RefSeq lists its product as uncharacterized. The record is from RefSeq and is a predicted model, not a curated record. Lineage: Eukaryota; Fungi; Ascomycota; Sordariomycetes; Amphisphaeriales; Pseudomassariaceae. The transcript has 2 exons. Bases 1 to 588 code for a protein of 195 amino acids.
AUGUCUGCUAUCACUGAGCGUAUCAGCAUCUCCAUCCAGGGCACCGUCGAGGAGUUGAAGAUUCCUUUGAAGCCCUUCCUACAGGUUCUGAAGGAGCAGCCAGGUUAUAUCCGCACACGCUGGGGCCCUCAGUUUGAAGACAUGCAGAAACUGGAGCUUCUCCUUGACUGGGAAAGCAUCGAAGCUUGCGAGACAUUCAAAUCCUCGCCGCAGUUCGCCGAGAGGAUGGUCGAGAUGAAGCCACUCCUAGCCGGCGUCCCAACCAUAUACUACAUCAGCUUUGUGCCGUAUGCACUGGACGAUGUCAUCGACUCGGUUGUGGUGGAGGCCAUCACCUUUACUGACUGCAGCGCUGCAACAGGCGACACGAUACGGGUCAAGGUUGAGAAAGCUAGAGGGUUGUCGGGGUGUACUGACUUGGUUAGUGGCCUUGCGCAGGGCGACAACGCUGCAGGCAAUUUCGUGGCCAUGGUUGGGUGGGAGAGUUUAGAGAAGAGCAAGGAGGCUGAUAAGGGGUAUACAGAGGGGGCGGCGGACGUGCAUCAUGUCAACUAUAACUUCCCUGUCGAGGGGUUUCGGGGAUUGUGA